AUGGCUGACGUAUCAACCCAACCUCAGACGGCCAUCCCAGUCGGAGCGAAAAGGAAGCGGCUCGCCUCCCCUGUGACGAUACCAUCUCGACGGUUAAGAAUGGACGAGCCGGCAUUCCUACGCGAGUUCGCAGAGAGGGUUGAGGAGAUUCUGAGAUCGCCUGAUUCCCAAGAUAUUCUGAAUGCGGUGAGAGCCCUAGCAGAGGGCAAGGAAGCAAGAUUGCAGGAUAGCACUACCGUUGAACAACUGCCUGGCCCCAGCUCCUAUCCCCCCGGCCUGGAUCCCCAUCCGUCUUACACACAAACAAUGACUACGCUACUCAAGUGGGGCGUUCGCACAUUUCACGACCGCCCAUCUACACCGAGUCUUUGGACAUCGAUGGCUAUUCUUGAUGGCCCAAAGGGGUAUAACCAGCGAUUAAUUAGCGAUGGGUUCUACAUUGAAGGGAGUAUCCGCGUUGAAUAUGCUGAGCCUCGAGAGGCGGAGUUACUCUUCCCAGUUUUGCCGAAGCCAACGAUUCUCGUGCCAUCUCAACUACAACCAGUUCAGCCUUUUGAUGAAGAUCUCCCAUACAUGUGGCAGCAAUACUGCAAGGGCCGUAGUGGCUACUCGUUGCAAGUUUGGCUGGCCCCGGCUAUCGAUAGAUUGCAUCUAUCUUUAUGUUGA
Penicillium verrucosum is the source of this 666-nucleotide messenger RNA. RefSeq lists its product as uncharacterized. The record is from RefSeq and is a predicted model, not a curated record. Bases 1 to 666 code for a protein of 221 amino acids. Lineage: Eukaryota; Fungi; Ascomycota; Eurotiomycetes; Eurotiales; Aspergillaceae. The transcript is spliced from 2 exons.